This is a messenger RNA of Thalassophryne amazonica, 4277 nucleotides long. RefSeq names its product protein Shroom2-like. The record is from RefSeq and is a predicted model, not a curated record. The annotation marks the transcript as partial. Gene Ontology annotation, cellular component: cortical actin cytoskeleton; apical plasma membrane; adherens junction. Gene Ontology annotation, biological process: actin filament organization. Lineage: Eukaryota; Metazoa; Chordata; Actinopteri; Batrachoidiformes; Batrachoididae. The transcript is spliced from 9 exons. Gene Ontology annotation, molecular function: actin filament binding.
UCCUCUCACCCCUUCAGGAAGCCUGAUCCACAUUCCUGGCACAGGUCCAAACUGACAGCGGAGACAUUGAGACCCACUGGGCCGGCACCUGUGUGGCAGGCGAAACAUGAGUCACGUCAAGACAUCCAAACUAACCAGCGGCAGCUCUCCAGCCAGAUCAGCUCAAUGAAUAAUAUGGAGCAACUUGCGCACACCUCCAACCCCUUUCCGCAAGGCCACAUGUCCCCAACAAAGUACCUUAGUAGCCCUGAACUGCCCCAUGGACCAGGAAGUAAGAGAGAUUCUGGAUUCAGUUGUUUAUCCAUCAGUUCCAGCCCUCCUGUCCAGGAUACUUUCCCAUCUGGUAGGAAAGGCAACAACAUUGAGAAUAUUUUCUUCAAGGGACUCCCAAGUGAAGGACCCAAUCAGGGUGAGGACGUCAGGUACCUCCACCCAUUGCUGGGUUACAGAGGCUCAGAGGGGUUGUGGGUGGAAGAGCAGUCUGCCUCUUGGCUCUGUAGCAAAACAAGGCCCAGCACUGGCACAGUGUGGCAAGUACCAGAGCAAAAGAAGUCCAAGUCACCCCCUCCACCUCCACCCUUACGUAGUGACAGUUUUGCUGCCACAAAGGUCUUUCCUUACUUUGAGCAACCUGGCAGCUGGUUAAAAAGCCACAGCCAACCAAUGGAUAAACUGGCAGAAAGUAAUGACCAAAACCGCAGCACCCCACACCAAGAAAAACUCUUAGGACAGAAGCAUACCUUUAACCACCUGCCCACCAAAGACUUCCUGCACCCUGGAACAGUGGUCAGUAGUAACCACAGGGAGCUGCAACCCAAUAAACUCUUUUCUUUGUCCAGUACUGACAUCAGACAUACCCAGGCUCAGUUCCCCAACCUUCCUGCUCACCAGAGGCAGUACAGUGAUGAAAGCCCCUUUUACCUCAAGACCAAAACAAGUACUCCGACUAAGACUCAGAGUGUGGGAAGCUACUAUCGCAGUCUCCAAGACCUCCCCAUCAGUGCCUCCAGCAGCAAACAAGUCAACCACUCCACUGCACUAACCAACCCAACUCUGGACACAUAUUACUGCUCAUUAAGCAAACAUUUGGGUCAAAGAGAUGAACACCAAGCCAGACAGUGCCAGGCUGAGAGCAACAGGGGGGGAACGGAAAAACCCCACCGGCUGAACACCAAUGAGCCAGACCUCCAAAGUUCCUUCAAGACAAAUGUUACAGUAAAGUUCUCCCAACUUCAGUCCCAGAAGCCUUCCAGUGAACAUAAGGAGCACAAAGGUCUGGUCGGUGGUCUACACUGUGACCUUUGGUGUCACACUCCAGAUGACGUUACAAACAGGACUGAUUUUCCGACACAUUUUCCAUUAAAUCAAGGUAUUGAUCCUAAAACUGGACUUCUAAGACACCAAGAUCUAUGGGUGAACCAAGACGUACAUAAAGUAUCACCCCUGAAAACCCCACUGCUCCACUCCCUGACCCAGGAGAGUCAGAAUCUGGCCAAGAGUCAACCAGCAGCUAGCAGUGCCAGUAACAUUUUGGCCCAGGCUUGUGGAGAUACCGUGACCAGCGUGGGUGGAAGAGCCAGCAGACGCAGCGACCGUUAUGCCACAACACUUCGCAAUGAAAUCCAAAAGAAGCUCACUCAGCUGCAGAAGAGCUGCAGUGCUGCAACUCUGACUUGUGCAGAUGAACAGGCUGAGGAGUGGACAGCUAUAGACACCCCUUCAUCUUCUAACAUCUCCUUCUCCACUACCUACAAGGACCACCUGAAAGAGGCACAGGCCAGGGUCCUCCAGGCAACCUCCUUUCAGAGACGAGACCUAGAGCCCAUUGAACCAGAAACUCAGGGAGGUAAAACUGCUGGUGGACAAAAUCCACAGUUGUGUGGCAGAAAGCGCGCCCCCCUGGUGAAAAGGACCCACUCUUUCUCAGAGCCAGACAAGAUUGACAAAGUGGGAGUAGAGGUGGAAUCUCAAACAGGGUCUUUUGGAGAGAGAAGAAAACUGAUUGAGGCCUUUUCAAAGCAGAUGUGUCCAGGUCUGAGCUCAGGUGUUACAUGUGGUACAGGAAACCAGACUCAGACAUCCUCAGACAUGAUGAACCAUCUCAGCCCUGGAUGUAAGCAAGUCUUAGUACACCAACAGAGGCUCGGAACCUUUGCAGAGUAUCAGGCUACCUGGACCAAACAGAAGAAACCUUCAGAGGCCAAGACACAAGGGAGGUAUCACUCAGCAGAGAACAUUCUGGAUGCUGGAGCAGAAGAGAAGGUUAGUUGUGUCCAUGAGAGAUCCAGGUCUUCUCCAUCUGCAGAUUUCUACACACAGGUGAGUCUCGGCUACGUGGACCUGAAUGAUGAGACAAGUCUUGUUGAUGGUCCGAUCCUGCCCAUGGGGUCGACGCCCCCCUCCAGGUCAGGUUCUGUUCAGUCAGCCACUGACACUUCUGAAAGAUCCAUUUCUGGAUCUCGGUCUCGCCUCCAGUUCAGAAGUUUAAGAAUCCGCUCCUUUGUGCUUCCUGAACGCAGCGGUCCAGCUGCUCACAGUCCAGAGUCCUAUGUGAGGCUCCGGUACCAGCCUGACCGCAGCCCACAGUCAGCUCCCACAGAGCCGAGAUGGAACAGCUCAGACCUCUGCGACCACAGCACCAAACCAGAUGCCGCCGCCUCCUCGCUAACCUCAGUCCCCUCGCGCCCUCUCAGCCCGAACCCUGGACCUCCAAACACCAAAACCACAUCCUCCUGCUGGAACUUCCUCCCUGAGGCCCAAGCGGACCUUCUGUCCUGCUCUCACACCCAGUGCCGCAACACGACCCAGGACGUCACCACAGGCCCCGCCCAGUAUGGCUCUCCUCACCUCAGCACGACACCCAGACCGGGAGGAGUCAACAGCGAGGAGGAGGAGCCGCUACGCUCCUGGACGGGCGCUCUGUCCCUCCUGUCCACAGACAGAUCACGAUCUCCUUCACCUCUGUUUGUACCACUGAGGCUGACGGACAAACCGCCAUCAGCAUCCACGCCGCCAUCAGCAUCCACGCCGCCAUCAGCAUCCACGCCGGACGCCUCAGCGCCGCUCAGGAAAGUCCCUGUGACCAUCAUCCACACUGAGACCAGAGCCGAGCACGAGGACAGGACCCAGACCUGGACCUGGAACCGGAGCCACCUGCCUCAGAACAGCCUGGUCUGUGCUGUCCUGCAACCGGGGCCCUGCGCGGUGUCUCUGGGUGGCGCCGAGUGGCCGGCCUCCUCCAUGUUCAGGUCCUACACCCGCCGGACUGCUCAGGACCCUGGACAGCGUCAGGGAGCUGAUGGUGCCGUGGAACAGGACAAACACUCAAACGACGAUGCCAAGCAAGAGGAGCCGGUCAGGGAGGAUCAGGUCCAACCCAGGAGGAUCUCUGCUGGUUUUCGGCUCCCCACCUCAUUGCCAAGAAGUGCAGAGAGGCUGGGCGAGGAGGGCGUGGCCACCGCCGCCUCCCUGGUUCCUAGCUCCUCCUACUACCACACGUCGGCUCCCAAAGCUGAGCUCCUCAUCAAGAUGAAGGACAUGCAGGAGCAGCUGGAGGAGCAGGACUCAGAGGACGAGCUGGACGUGGACCUCGUAGAGAAAAAGGCACUGCUGAUCUCCAGCCUGGCAGAGAAGCUGGAGGUGCUGCGGGAGGCGCGGCAGAGCCUGCAGGAGGACAUGGAGGACAACGAGGCUCUGGGCCGCACCGUGGAGGCCGUCGUGCAGCGCUGCUGUCAACCCAACCAGCUCGAAAAGUUCCGCAUGUUCGUGGGCGACCUGGACAAGGUGGUAAACCUGCUGCUGUCACUGUCGGGGCGCCUGGCCCGGGUGGAGAACGCCCUCAACAGCCUGGAUGAUGCAGCUCCACCUGACGAGAAGUGCACCCUGACCAGCAAGCGCCAUCUACUGAUGCGUCAGCAUGAUGACGCCAAAGAGCUGAAGGACAACCUGGACCGCCGGGAGCGGCUGGUGUCCAGCAUCAUGGAGGCGAGCCUGGACACCGAGAGCCUGGAUGACUAUCGGCACUUCGUCAAGAUGAAGUCUGUGCUCAUCAUCGAGCAGCGCAAACUGGAUGACAAGAUUAAACUGGGCGAGGAGCAGCUGAAGUGUCUGAUGGACAGCCUGCCGCCGGAGCAGCAACCGACAACCGCGUUCAGUCUCAUCUUCUCACAGUAGUGCCAUUACUCCGUCAGAUUACUCAGUGUGUCGUGUCACAGUGCCAGAAUCCAGCUCUCUGUGUCAGAUUACAGAUUAGAAGUGUGAGAGGAUUUUUUUUUUGA